AUGGCGUUCCAGUUUCCCGUAGCGAGCGGAAAGAAGAAGAAAGUGGAGGUGUUCGAGUGCCCUACUGAGACGUGGAAAGAGCGCAAGCCUCGCGUCUCCAAGAAUAAAGGCAGGGACGAUGAGCCGGAAAUGACGCUGCGCCAGGAAAUACGCAAAGAAUUCGACGACACAUUUGACUCGGUACUGGAGUUUGCUACGUCGAAUUUGAAGGGCAAAGAGAAGAAGAUACACGAGGCCAAGAAGAUUGAGGCACUUGGUGGCAAGGCUGCCAAGAACCGCAGUGUGCCGUACAAGAUUUUGAUUGGGCUGAAGACCAAGGGUGCGGCCAGGAAGCAGCGUCGCGAGGAACUGCUGAAGGAAUCGGAUGUAGUGACGGGCAAGCGGAAAUCGAGCAGCAAGUCGAGAGACCAACAUAAGCGCAAGAAGGUUGACUACGGUGUGCAGGCCACCAAGGGACGGUUUAAGGGUGGCGUGCUGGAUGUGCGGGGUCUGUAA
Messenger RNA from Phytophthora nicotianae INRA-310, 495 nucleotides. RefSeq lists its product as hypothetical. The transcript is spliced from 4 exons. The coding region runs from base 1 to 495 and encodes 164 amino acids. Gene Ontology annotation, biological process: maturation of SSU-rRNA from tricistronic rRNA transcript (SSU-rRNA, 5.8S rRNA, LSU-rRNA). The record is from RefSeq and is a predicted model, not a curated record. Gene Ontology annotation, cellular component: nucleolus. Lineage: Eukaryota; Oomycota; Peronosporomycetes; Peronosporales; Peronosporaceae.